Molecule: messenger RNA, 306 nt
Organism: Penicillium maclennaniae
Lineage: Eukaryota; Fungi; Ascomycota; Eurotiomycetes; Eurotiales; Aspergillaceae
Product: Ser/Thr protein phosphatase superfamily
Exons: 1
Coding region: 1-306 (101 amino acids)
Source: RefSeq, a predicted model, not a curated record
AUGGAUCUUCAACCUGUAUCCGAUCUGCAAUCAAGGAAUCCUUAUGCCUACAAUCUUUUCGAGAUCAAACCUGAAGCACCCUUUUUUGCCAUUCAAGGUGACAUGAGCCUUGUCCGGGAUGAUGGCUUUUUCACGUUCUCGGAGGCUCAGCUGGCAAAGUUCCAGAUCGUGUCCCUAUCACUUAGCAAUCUCGAGCCAUGGCACUCGACAGGAGGAAAGACGAAGGAGAGCAUGCGGCAGCCCUCCGACUCUGUAGAGCAACGGUUCUCCACGGGAGACUUGGUCACCCUCGUCUUUUUGAACUAG